GAGUGCGCGGCUCGGUGACGCUCCGCUGCUCGUUCCUCUAUGUGAUGGUGCUUUCACUGACCGUCUGCAUGGUGACGCUUUUUCUGUAAAAGGAGGAGGAAAGUUAGUUUAACUUCCAAGGCCUAUUGAAGCUGUGAGAUCUACACUGUCAGAGAGAGAGAGAGAGAGAGACAGAGAGAGAGAGAGGGGAAGGUGGCAGCAGGAUGAAGUCCAAAGGGAAGGCUGUGAAACCAUCCAGGAGGACCUGGUCUGACCCGGAGCCAGAACUAGAAGCAGACACAGAACCAGAGCCUGGCUCUAGUGAGCAGGAAGGCUCAGAGGCCUCAGUGCGGAUCGGCGGCUCCUGGAGGGGGUCGCUGAGGAGCGGGGACAGGAAGCGUCAAGGAGGAGUGGGUGGAGGGCGGCGGCGGAGACAACAUGGCUCCAGCACCAAAGAACGCAGCGUCCGCCGACUGGAGAGCAACGAGCGGGAACGCCAGCGCAUGCACAAACUCAACAACGCCUUCCAAGCGUUGCGCGAGGCCAUCCCUCAUGUGAAGACUGACAAGAAGCUGUCCAAGAUCGAGACACUGACCCUGGCUAAGAAUUACAUCAAAGCUCUGACCACCAUCGUCCUGGACAUGUCAGGGGCCUGCCUGCCGGCCGGCGGGGUCCAAUCAGAGGCCAGCGCCGCCAAGCUUCUCCAGUGCUACCAACAGCACCUGGAGGAGGAAGGGGAGGAGGGUCUCACCCAGUAUCUCACCCACAUGCACAGCUUCAGCCAGGGCAGCUAACAGUGGCUGCAAGGUGGUUCGGAGACCAGGAGAGCACACGGAGGCUGGUCUCCACGGCAGAAAGGUGUGUGUGUGUGUGUGUGUGUGUGUGGAGAGAGACUUCUAGGGCCAAAUCUGAAACUAUAGCCAGUUCCUACGGUGCUCACGCUGCUCUGAGGUCUGGUCAGAAGCGGUGUCUUCUGUAGGAACCAGGAGCUGUUCCACAUCUGUGGUGUCUGACAAUAAACACAUGCUUGAACAUUCAAGAGGUGAUAUGUCGAGAACUUUCAGGACCGUUCGCCUCGCAGACACAAAGUGUGCAGACUGGACAUGGACCGUGGUUGUGAAGUGAAAAGACUCAUUUGUUAUUGUACUCAGAGAGGAAGGGCUAAUCUUUCACCAUUCUGCCUUUUUUUUUUUUUUCUUCUUCUUCUUCUUGUCGUCGUCUAUGGUUUGAGCUGAGGCAGGGACUUGUUCUCCUUUGUGUUAUCUUGUGAUCUCGAGUAUUUUCUGUUGAGAAACCUGCUCUAGUAGCCUCUAGUCAUAACUGUCACAUUCAGGAAGAAAAAAAAAAAAAAAGAAGGCAAG
Messenger RNA from Seriola dumerili (greater amberjack), 1340 nucleotides. RefSeq names its product basic helix-loop-helix family member a15 (gene bhlha15). The transcript is spliced from 2 exons. The record is from RefSeq and is a predicted model, not a curated record. Lineage: Eukaryota; Metazoa; Chordata; Actinopteri; Carangiformes; Carangidae. Gene Ontology annotation, molecular function: protein dimerization activity. The coding region runs from base 204 to 773 and encodes 189 amino acids.